AUGAACUUGUCUCGAAUAUUGAAUCCCGACACUUCCUCUCGACAUCAUAAUCCUCACAACUGUUACAUUAAUCCAAAUGCAACUACACAAGUGCUUAUCCAACUCCCACUUCUUGAACUCAUAUUUUCCUUCAUCAAGCCAUCCAAUUUUUCGGCCCUCCGCUCGAUCUGUCUAGUGAAUCGACUAUGGUGUCGCGCGGCCAUCCCAUAUCUCUGGAGUUCACCGUUCUCGUCAGAUAUAAACAUCGACCGUCUAUUAGACAUCAUGUCAAUUUAUGUGUCGUGUUUGGAUGAGAACUCUCAGAUAUCAUUAUUACAAUUGCGAACCGAAAAUGUGUAUGCCGAACCUCAUCCGCACAAUAAUAUGGAAAAUCUACAGAUUGCGAAUCGGUAUACGCGAAUCUUGAGAUUACCGCCGAGACCUCCGCCCAUAUUUAAUUAUCCGCAAUUCACGAGGUCGCUGAAUGUAUAUUUGUUGUGUAAAGUUAUAAAUGAAUGGCUGCGCACCACCAUUGUCAUAAUGGAUCUUUCGGGAAAUUCGAUUUAUGGAAACAAUGAUAAUAGGACAAACCAGAUUGAGAUGACUCGCGAACUCUUCAAGCACUUCGUAACACGAGCUACCCGUCUCACUCAUAUAAAAUUCGAUUCCUUUGCUGAGUACAGUUUUCUUCAUACCAUCUUUCUUUAUUUCUGCACCCACCAAUUAUCACUUGACUGCGUCGCUGCGCUUCCUCACAUUACCACCUUGGACUUCGAUGUCUUUAACAUCUCGCACGAUCUCCUCUCAGAAUUCUCCGCCCGCUGUAAAAAUAUAUCUUCUUUAUACAUUCGCUCUUGCAACUUCUCGAAAUCCACACACGGCCUAUCUCGAUUAAUCACCAGUCAACGAUCCAUUCGUCACCUUCAUUUGGAAAACAUCACGGUGACACAAAAAGUGAUCGCAUCCAUAAGUUUUCACGUGACCACAAUUGAGAGUUUGACAUUAGUUAAUGUGUCGGUUGUUGACAGCAGUGCAUUGUGGUAUUUGAUCUCACAUUCCCGCCUAAAAAAUCUGACCAUUGAUUUCUUAUUUUGUCAUCCGGAAACUUACGACAAUUUGAAGCCUCUGUGGAGUUUGCGUUUCCCGGAAAUGCGUAAAUUCGAAUUAAUCGGUAAACCAUGUAAAAAUACGGAAAAAUCGGUGAUGGAUAACACACGUGCCUUCUUGGAAUUGAAUGGGCAGUCGAUGAGGGCAUUGGACUUGGAUUUGAAUCAGAAAAUCUACAUUAAGAUACUCCCAAUAGUGGGGGAGAGAUGCACACAAUUGAGGAAUCUGACGGUGCGUAGUUAUAACUCGUGUGAUAAAUCGCUGGGAAAGAUGUUGAAGGGCGCGAACAUGAAAUUGGAAAAGUUGAAGGUGGCAAGGAAAUGUUAUAACCGAUCGAAAAGUGAUUUGCUGUUGGAAAAUUGCGAAUUGCCUCCGCUCAGGGAAUUGAAAGGGACAAGGUGGUUAAGGUAUUUGGAUUUAUACAUGAGCUUAGACGCGGAUUUCGUUGAACAACUCCUUGAUGGCUGGGAGGCUCCAUUGGAUGAACGACAGGUUGCGAAGGCGUUGCGAGAGAAGAGGGGUGAAAAAAAUAGAUCUGACAGAUUCAGAGUGUCUGUGGUUUGGUAUGAGGGUGUUGAGAUUGACAAUGCAUAUCGAGUGUGGAUUCUCCCUCUUCUGCAGAUAUUAACGAUUAGUGUAUCCGGCCGGGCAAUAAUCAUGAUCAAAGAAUAA
Molecule: messenger RNA, 1758 nt
Organism: Acaulospora colombiana
Lineage: Eukaryota; Fungi; Glomeromycota; Glomeromycetes; Diversisporales; Acaulosporaceae
Source: the annotation of a GenBank genome assembly